Fusarium verticillioides 7600 is the source of this 2634-nucleotide messenger RNA. RefSeq lists its product as hypothetical. NCBI's taxonomy places the organism in Eukaryota, Fungi, Ascomycota, Sordariomycetes, Hypocreales, Nectriaceae. The coding region runs from base 234 to 548 and encodes 104 amino acids. The transcript is spliced from 2 exons. The record is from RefSeq and is a predicted model, not a curated record.
CGUCACUUUAUAGAGGUCGACAACAGCUGAAAGAAUGGACUAAUGUAAGGUUUCACAGGGGUGCAUUGAGGAUUUGCGCCAUUGCGUAUGCCAAUGCCGGGGAUAAUAAAGGUGGAAGAACAAGGAAAUGGAGUAGGGAUACACAAUAUUUACAUGCAUCCUUCUCUCAUCUAGAUCUUAAUCGGAGCGUCAUCCUUCAACAGGAAACACAAUCCGCCUGAAACGAAACAAAAAUGGCUUCUCAAGAAUCGGGUCAGAACAACAACGUCCAAGACGAGAGCUUCAAGGAGCAGCUGGACAAGGCUGCGGAUAGCACCCGUGAUCUGGAGAACCAGAAACCCAAUCCUGUUGUCGAGAAGAUCACAGAAUAUGUCCCAGCUGCAGCCAAGAUCCUGCCUGCUCGUCAAAGCCCGUCCAAGGAGGAAGACAAGCCACCAGGACCACCAGAGCGACCGCAUCACGAUGACAAAAUCGAAGACUUUGUAAGGGAUCAGCAUAGAAGUCAGGGCGUCGAUGGAAUUCUGGGCGAUUCUCCCAAUGAUGAGUGAUGGGGUUCUUCAAGGCUUUGGGGGAUAUUGGCGCUGUAUAAUAGGGCGUUUGCCAACAACGUGAUGAAUUCAUGAUUCACAUGUCUUGAAGUCAAACUUGACGUGCAGCGAGUGCAGUGCGGCUUGUGACGGUGUAUUGGAUAUGGACGCUAGGAACAUGAUCCAAUAACGGUCUUGAGCCUCAUGAGCUUAAUCUUUACAAGAAGACAAAGCUCGCUUAAGGAUUGGUCUGCAUGGAUGGACGAGGUCGAGGCACGGGCUCAAUAGCCGCAUCUCGAAACCAGCCAAACCUUGCGUAGCGACGUCAAGUUCACGAUGCAGAAAUUUGACAGCAAACAUCUGCCAAAUCCGCAUGAGCAGCACGCAUUUACAUGUUGUCACACAGCUUGAUAUCAGCAGCGCGAAGUUUACUACAGAAUCCUUUUCAGGAUGGAAUGUCCCCCCUUCUUGGCAUUACACCGCCUACAGACAUCGUUGCGAAACAACGACCUGACGGAGAAUUUCCUAUAUCCAAGGGUUAUAAUCUACUGAGCGUUUCCCGCAAUGGGAAAGGCAACGCGACACCGUGAGAGGUGACCCAGAGGUCGGGUGAAGGUCGUGGCGGCUCAGAAAACAUUAAAAAAAUGCUUUUUGAUCUAAGGAGCAAAAACAAAAGAGAUCGGGAAAAGUGCGAGUUUAUAUACCCCAAGAUUUUCUGAGUGGGGCUGCCGUUUUGGUUAGUCAGCACUCUCUCCACCAAAUUUCAGCGGCGGGUAGGUGGUUGGAACAUGAUCUGGGCAAGCGAUGACCCUAUAUUAAACAUCAACUGCAAUCUUGAUAGUACUCGGGACAUUGAUACAGGCAACAUACGUCUAAAUAAGCCAAAGUCACCACUCUCUGAGCUUCCCAGCUCAGAUAUUCUGUGACUGCUUUGUGAAAGAGUAAAAUAUUUAUGUUCUAUUUCUAUUAUACAUGAUCAAGCACCAUUACGCAAUUCCAUCAUGACUAACAUCCACACUUCGACAUUGUCAACCUUCUCAGAGGGACUCAAAGUACAGUUGAGAAUCUUGCUGUGACCUGCAAAGCGUUCGAUAGCGAGAUGGAAUUGAGUAUGGAACCCGUGGACUAGGGUAGUGGUGGUUUGGAAGUCGAGGUUGAUCAUCAGGGUAAGGUAGUGUACGUUCGAAUAUUUCAUGGCUCCGCUCGACAUCUAAAAAAAUGACAUUCUCCAGUUAGAAGUUUACAAUAUUAUGAGAUACAGACAUACCUGCAGGGUUCAUGUAUUGCCCUGAUUUGUUCCGUCUCGACCACAUAUGGUAAAACACCAAGACACAUGUUGGGAGGUUGAUGGGAGCACCAACAAUGGAGAUGGUGGCUUCCGCGGACAAGGCCAUCGGGGAAGGGUUGCAGAUACUUGAACUUGAGGUCAGGAUUUCAAGAAGAAAAGAGUGAGCUGAAGUAGAGCUCAAGAGAUAGCCUUUACCAUGGUGAGUGGAAUGCUGGCUUUUUAAAGUGAAGGUGAGACGUAGUGAGUCCUUGCGGCAGACAAGGCUGUGCAGGGGCAGCACUACUCAAAGACAUGAACAACAACAUCUAUCGCUCCGUACAGGACGGAUCAGCUCAGGUCCCUGGAGAAGAACCAGGUACUGAGGCAGGAUAAAAGAUGUCAUGUCCUAGCUUCAAACUGCACGAGCACGAACAUUGUUUUCGACUCAAUCGGUCAUCUACAACCCAUCUUGCCGAUCCAGGCUCAACUGAGAUGCAAAAUUUGGUCUCGUCCAUACAUACGGUGGCAUUUACACCUCAACCUUUGCUGUUCUGCAGGGAUCCAACUCUAAGCUGAUAGAGUGGGUUGGCAUCGACUUUCUCAAGCAAUGGGAAAUCUUAUUGGGAGCAAGGACAUGGGGGAAUGUUUGGGUUAAAGAAAUUGAGGGCAGGGCGUAGCAUAGCAAACUCACUUGCCCACCUGCAGCGCUUACAUAUACCGUUGGGGUCGACUAAGGUAAUGGCGAUACAUUUUGCAAAAUUUGGCCUCAGCAAACGAAUAGCGAGUCCAGCGGCCGGUUAUAAUGUCUCAUUUGAAGUUAGGUAAGUAGGCAAAUGUGCA